CUCUCUCUCUCUCUCUCUCUCUCUCUCUCUCUCUCUCUCUCUCUCUCUCUCUCUCUCUCUCUCUCUCUCUCUCUCUCUCUCUCUCUCUCUCUCUCUCUCUCUCUCUCUCUCUCUCUCUCGCCUCUGCUUCCUGACAGCCGGUGUUGUGGUCUCUGUUAGCCUUGAGUGUUCAGCCUGUGCCUUCAGCCCACCACCGUCUGUUGUUGUGGGCUUCAGGCAUCAACAAACCACAUACUCUCAAAACAUCCCCAAUUUCUCCCUAGACACAGCCUCAGAAAUUCCCUGAGAAACUUCCCCAGAAUUGUCUAAAACUCCCCAGAAAUUCUCACCCUUCCCUAGAAACUGACUGACUGACACUGGUAGAGGAUUAUCAAGUCCUCUACCCUUGCCAGUUCCCACACAACACACCCCCUGCCACCUCCACCCCUAUACAGACCCUACACCCUUCCCUUACACCCUAACCAGACCUUACCCCCAACAAUCUUCCCCCUCUCCUCCCUCCCCCUCUCACCUCUUUCCCCUCCCCGCCACUAUGCCAGCCCUGUCUCACGUGGCGCUGCAUGACUCGAGGCCGCAUGACAGUCGGUGUUGGAUCAGUAGGACGCUGUAAAGAACAUGUUAAAUUUAAGUCACCCCCCAAAGCUGCCUUCCCUCUGUUCCCCUCCUCCAGCUCCCCCCCUUCAAGCCCGGUCAGCCUGAUUGACCUGAGAUAUUGAAAAGACAACGCUUAUUCGUUCGUAGGAGGUUGCCCCCCCACCAUCUCUUCCCCCGUCCCUCAUACAUCUGUCGCCGCCCCCCUAACGCUGAUAUCCCCACUUUCCCUCCUUCUACCCCCCUCACCACCACGCUAGUAAAUGCCUCUGUGUUCCCUAGUUUUUUUGUUUUUUUUUUCUUUAUUGUUAAUGGCUGGGGCGCCCUCCUCCCCUCCCUCCCUCCCUUAAUUAAUACAGGUCUUACUGAUAAUACUUGUGAUAAACGUGUUUGGACGAGUCGUGGUUAGCUGUUUAUUAUUUUUCAUUAUCGUUAUUAUUAUUAUUAUUAUUAUUAUUAUUAUUAUUAUUAUUAUUAUUAUUAUUAUUAUUGUUAUUAUCAUUAUUAUCAUUAUGAUCAUUGCCCCUUGUCGCUGUUGUUUGGUGAUUAGCAACUGUCGUAUGGAUCUUGUUUUUUGUUUUUUUGUUUUUUUCUUGUUAAUGUUAAUAUAUUGUGUGCCCCCCAUUACUGCCCCCCUCGCUGAGAUUAUUUUUGGAAGGGUCUCAGAAGGAACCCUCGUCCCCCCCAACACACCCCAGACUGAACAGCAAGAGCAUCAAAUGUUACUCAGCCGUUGCAGAAGAAGUCCAGUUUUGCUGAUAGGGAUUACCGCCCCCGGCCUCGCCCCGCUCCCCCCGCCACUUUUUGUGUGUCACGCCAUUAGCCUUUCAGAAAAGUACCUAACUUGAGUCUGUCCCAAGUGGCGCCGAGUUGCCGUAGUAAGGUCUAGCAUUGCCUCGUCACACGUCACGUCACGUCACGGAUACACACGGGCCGUCUGCUCUCUCUCCCCGUCUGGUAACUCAGCUAACAGUCCAGUCCAGUCCAGUCAGUCCGCCACCACUCACAGCCCACACCACCACUUAGUUGACUGUCACGUGCUCCGCCUCACUCCCACGUAACACAGAGACUCUCACCAAUCACCUCUCCCGCCUCCCAUGACGUGAGAGGCUCCGGCCAAUCACACAUCCUCCUUCCCAUGACGUCACUCAGACUGUGGUGCAGCUCUGGCCCGCCCCCCCUGAGGAGUCCCUCCCCCCUAGACCCUCCAGGGGCUGCAAACGGCUCUCCUCUGAACAGCCCCCAGAAGGGCUCACGAAGUAGUCCUUUUCUCAUCACUCACCGCCUCUGAUUUGGCUCCUGAGUGACGGGCAGAGGACUCGACGUGUGGCUGAGGUGGUUACCUUUCACUGUUCACUCGUCGUCCACGCACAAGAGGACAGCAUUUGCAGCGGCUUCGGCACCGUUGAGCUGGUGUGGGUGCGGGGGGCCGCUGCUCGCCCGGGGCGCCCCAUCUCACCCCGGGCGGGCAGCGGGUGCGGGUGUUCCCUUCCAAACUGCCAAAACAAGUCACCCAAAAGACUGCUCACCACCUGUCGCCUGCAGCCGCCGCCACCAACAGGCCAGGCAGUGGUGGUGCAGGGGCGCGUGGCUGUGGGCGUCGCUCUCUGCCCUAAAAAACACCAGGCCCGCCCAGCCCCGCCUCCAGGGACCCCGCACAACCGCAGCGCCGUCACACUUGUCACACUGGAGCCACGCUGACCAUGCCCCGGCGCCUCCACCCCCGGAAGUCUCGCCGCGACCAGAGGGGCGCAGGAUGUGAGGAUGCCGCAGAGUGUGGGACCAGAUGCCGACCCUUCCCCACGCCCCGCCCGGCCCCGCUCCCCGCUCUGCAGGAGGCUGAGGGCCCGCCUGUCACGUCCCGCCGCCCCGUGACCAAGCCUCCAGGGACAACUGCCGCCGUCCAUUUCUACAUGUUGAGUCGCAGGGUGGGUGUUCAUCUCAGACUUCUUGGCCAGUCUUCUUAGGGUCUGUCUCCCAACAAAGCUAAGCCACUUCAGUCAUACGCUUUGAAAAGUUACACGGCCAGCCCAACCCUCUCCUCACUCUCCAUUAUAUUUUUUGCAGUCUUUUUUUUAUGACUAUUUGUGCACUUGGUGUGUUUUUGUACGUAGCUGUAGUUUGAUUCCUUCUUUUUGUCACUUGUCCUCUUGAACCUCUUCCUCCUUCCUUGAUCCUUUGUGUGUGUGUUUAUUUUCAAGCCCAGAGCCCUUGUCAUUCUUUGCACAGCUGUCAUGUUCCUCCACUCAGCCUUCUUCCGUGUCCUGUAAGACUUUCCUCACACAUCUUGACAUGCUGGUGUGAUGCCAACCAACUAAAGGUCCCACUCACUCAAAACUCUUCCUUUAACGUGUUUUGAUUCUACUGAUCUAACUUGAGAGAGAAUGAAAUGCUAUUUUUCCUCGCCUAUUUUUUGGGGAAAUUUUUUGCAAGCCUGCCAGCACUGUGCCAGGUAGGAGGCUGUGGUGGUCUGCUGUGACUACAGGAAGGGAGUUUUUUUUUCCCUUUACCCUGUGUUGUCUGGCAGCCACGUGGUGCUUCUGUCCCUGCCGUAUCAUUCUAACGCUUGACCUUUCCACAGGCUGCUGGGGGAAGCCGGUAGGGUCUGGCGAUCAUGAAGAACACAGGCGGUGGUGCUUGAAUGAGGCACCGAGGCUCUGGACCUCUUACUGUUGGGGCUGAGGCUUCCUGGUCCUUACAUGAAGCGCGGGCAGGACCGGACUGGACUGGGGACGCUCGUGGCCUGAGUGAGUGGCGUGGAGCACUGGACGCUGCCUUGUGAACUAUCCUCUGCGAGAAGGACCAGGAAUACACAGAGGCGGCUGACUAGAGGCUGUGGGAGAUGAAGAAAUUCCUCGUUGAGUGCAGAACAGCAGACAAAGCAGCAGGAAACAGCCUAGCCUUCACAGCACUGAUGUCUGGACUGACUGGAAGCUGUGGAAGGCGAAGGACUGGCCGGGAUCCCCAUGACAAGGAAACGAGGACACAGCACACAGCCAGUUGCAAGAACCCAUUAGGCCUACACGUGGCAGAGACAUGGAGAGAGGCCUAUUACCGACCACUGCAACCACCACCACCACCUCCACCACCACUGGGACACAUUGCUUUUGACUUCCACGCAAAGGAAUCAAAUUAAUGCCUUGAUAUGUCCUUUUCCCACAAGAGGACGUGAGAUAAGAGAGGGAGGUGCUUGGAGGGAGGACGUGAAGAUACUCAGAAGAUAUAAGACGAGUGUGGAGUUAAUGUAUUGUGUUUCUACAUCUCAGUUAUCUGUGAGUGCAUUCAUGAGGUGCAGGAGGUGAGGAGGAGAGGAGGAGAGGAAGUGGUCUUUGCCUGGUGGCCUGCAGUGAGUGGAGUGUGUCUCCGGGCCACGGUCACUCUUACAAACUGACGAUACGGUUGGUCUGUUGGUCUCUUUCUCCAGGUUUGCUUUGAUGCAUAAUUUCCCCAUGGGUUUAUUUCCCCGCCUCCGUUUUGUUGUUGUUCGUAGCGGUAAGGAUGGCGGACACCAGACAAGUCCCAUGCACUGAGUGGAUGCAUUGCUCUGUUAGUUGUUCAAUAUUUAGUACCUAGGGAUUUUUAUUGUAGGUUAUAGGAGAACUAUAUAUUGCCUGACAUAAUGGUUGAACAAAUAUUGGAGUUUUAACAUUGUAUACAUAUAUUUAGCAGUUGAGUUUAUUUGCUAGAUUUAUAUUUUCUCAGUUAAAAUUUUAAGUACCUAUUGUAGCAAAUUUUAUUCAUAUAUAAGUGCUAUUAAAAUAUUAGACUAAGUGAUAAAGAAAGGUUUGAAACCACUAUUAUAUAUAUAUUAGAAUAUAUAUUCCAAUCAUCCUUGUAAACAAAUAUUACUGAAUUGAAAAGGUAUAACUCCUUCAGUGCAUCAUAAUACUAAUAGUCUCUAUGAUCACACUGACAAACUGAAUUCUUUCCAGAUGAUAUUAUUCCUUAGCGCGUAGGAAGCACCAGCAGCACUGACAGGCGGUGCUGGGGUGCUGCGGCGGCACAGCUGUGGGCCGUGGUGCUCAGACACACACACACACACACACACACACACACACACACACACACACACACACACACACACACACACACAGAAAAAUGAAAGAUCUAGGACAUGACAAGUCUCACAUAAUCCUGUAAAACUGCAGAGUGAUAGAUGCAAACACAGGACACAGACAUGCUAGGAUGAGGCAAGAUUUGAUGCAUACGUGAACUGAAGGAGGAACACUGGAUGAAUGCAGACACUGACACAAAACACCAUCCAUAGAACUCAGGCCCUACACACACACACACACACACACACACACACACACACACACACACACACACACACACACACACACACACACACACACACACACACACACACACACCUGACCUACAGCUGUGCCCAUACAAAGAGUUAAUAGUUUGUUUCCACAUUUAAAAAAAAAAAAAGGUUGCAUUAGUGGAAGUCUUCUCUUAACCGACCAUAGCGUUUAUGAAGCAAGUCUUUUCUUGGCAUAACUUUGCAUUGAGGCUUUUUGUGCCGGGAGUGACAAAUGCUGAUGAUAUAACCAUAUAUUCCAAUUUUUCCCUCCAUUUCAUAAUAUAGUAAGUGGAAGAAGGUUAAAAAAGAUAUACCAUGUCUUAGUGUGUGUCUCUGAGGCUUGUCUGUGCUGUUACUUGAUCUUACUUUGGCCUCUGGUGUACACUUAGUUCUGGAAGGUGGUCUUGCAUGUUCCCUCACUUCCAACUGGUGAAAUAUUGCAUCGUGGAAAUAGUGUAUAGAUAGAUAGUGCUAGAGAAGUGUACAGGCAGUUUCUCAGGCAUCAAGUUAACAAUGUACACCCUUGUUAGUGAUAUAUAGAUGAUGAUAGAUGAGGCGAGUACACAUUUCACACAUCAAAUUGGCAAUGUGACACCUUUCUAGUAAUGAUUUAUUGAGGGACUGUGUUAAUGAGCCAAAAAAAGACAAAAACCUAUCAUAUAGGCAUCAAAGUUAUUCAGCGCACACCCUCAACAUACCACCAGGAUGACAGCAGCCCACAAGCCUCAGGGAACACACACCGUGGCGCCUCAAGUCUUUAAUCGCGUGUGAUAUCACUCUUCCACUAGAUGUGUGUGUGCGUGUGCGUGACUGUAGCUGUCAUAGAGAGGCUCUGUACACUGGUUAGUCCAGAGGUGCGGCCCACAGGCAAGGGUUUCUCGCUGCCGUGAUGCAUCAGACGUGUGUGCGCGGCAGCUCAGCCUGUGAGGUCGGAAGAAACCCCCGAGAAUCAGUGGUGUGACCCUGUUUACACACAAUAGCGUUUUUUGAUGUAGCCCACCCAGUUUUUUGACGGUAGGGGCGCAUAGCAGAGUUUUUAUCAACGACUAGUGUUGUAAAUACUACUAUACAUUAGCUCCAGCAGCAGCAGUGAGUUGCAUCGCCUCUAGAGCAAAGGAACCGCCUCACUCCCCGUGGGGCAACACUCUAAUAACCUCUCCAACAUUAUAGAUUCGACACAACACCAGUACACCACCACUUCUGUUUGGACCACCCUUCCUUACUCCUGCCCAUUACUUGCUCACCAACAAAGGAUCUGUUUUCUUUGCUGCCGAGGCCUGCCAGCGUGUCCCUGUCCUGACACACACACACCUGGCUGGCUCGGCUCCCCCAUGAUGUAGCUCUGUGUAGGAGUGUUGGUUGUGUUUACCCUUUAUUGUGGACUGGCCAGCUGACACUCACUGGCACUCACACGCCCAGUGACAGCAUUGGGACCUGAUAAUGUGUCCCUCAUUUCUCGAUCCUAACCCAAGAAAUGAGAAUAGGGUACAUAAAGCAUUGAGUUACAUCUUUGCACAUCAGACUCCAUCAUGUGACCUCCUGAAUCCUUCUUGAAAAGUUUCCUAAAAUGAGAUUCAGAGAGCAGGGUGGUGAAACAGUCAGUCAGUUAUGAGACGCUGGUAAAUGUAAUCAAAAUCUACAAAAAGCAAAUUUGUUCACAAUAACUACUGCAGAGUGAAGGAGGAAACAGGUAACAGUGAAAUAAUUGGCUGGUUAAAAUGACGAAAACAAACAGAACCUUUAAAUCCCUUCUGUUACCUAUUUUCUUCUCAUCUCCCAUAAUUCUCAAUCGUCUCAAACUGAUAAGAUCUUGAGGAAAAAGUUGAUAGUGUCACCUUCCCCACCCCCACGCACCAGCAGUGACAGUAAGAGCGACAGUAACAGUGAGAGUGAGUGACAGUGAGCCCUCGUCCUGUAUAACGAAUAAGCGACCAAUGCCUCGUGUCGCAGUACAGAAGGUUGAAUUGUGUGUAAAGCAGGAAGUGUAGCCAGUGUGAUAGCUGAUGGGGGUAACUGCUGAAGGUUAUGAUAAUCUGCUAGUGGAUUAUGUAGCUAAAUGAUUCUGUAUUGGCAUGUGUGUGUGUGUGUGUGUGUGAGAGAGAGAGAGAGAGAGAGAGAGAAACUACCAUGAGAUAAUGAUACUAGUGUGUGUGUGUGUGUGUGUGUGUGUGUGUGUGUGUGUGUGCGUGCAUGCAGGGUGGGGAUGGGAGUGGGGGGGGAGUGACGGGAAACAGCUGGGCGGGUUCACAACAGUCCACAUCGCGUGCUUAUCAUCACAUAAGCAGCUAACACCCUCAUCAUGAUAAUUGUCUUUGUUGGUCAUUCUGCUUUGUAAUUUUAAUAAAUUUUUAUAUGCUGA
Portunus trituberculatus (swimming crab) is the source of this 7259-nucleotide messenger RNA. RefSeq lists its product as uncharacterized. The transcript has 3 exons. The coding region runs from base 2295 to 2558 and encodes 87 amino acids. NCBI's taxonomy places the organism in Eukaryota, Metazoa, Arthropoda, Malacostraca, Decapoda, Portunidae. The record is from RefSeq and is a predicted model, not a curated record.